UAAUCAGUUUCUGAACGAAAAUUGUGGUGUGAUGUCGAUGUCGAUUUGUGUACAUGGCAAAAAUUAAAUUCUAUAAGCUUUUACAGUGAAAAUGCAGUGAAUAUUUGAUGUAAUUACUAUCAGUGAACAAGUAAAAUCAUGGCAUUCGUCAGUGCUGUGACCGGCGAUGACUCCACAAAGAAAUUUAUGGAAGUUUUGCAGAAUGACUUCAAGACCCUCAGUUCGGAGACCAGAAAGAAAUAUCCUCAGAUAAGAGAGGCAUGUGAUGAAGCUAUCGAGAAGCUGUCCCUUGCCGCCAACAACCCUCAAGCGUCCCUGUACGGAGUAGUCAAUCAGAUCCUGUACCCGCUGGUGCAAGGAUGCGAGUCCAAGGAUAUGAAGAUUAUAAAGUUCUGUCUCGGCACGAUCCAGCGGCUCAUCGCUCAGCAAGGCAUUGACGCAAAGGGUGCUCGGCACGUGGUGGACUGCCUCUACAACCUGGGCCAGGGCCACGUGCUCGAGCUGAAGCUGCUGCAGACCGCCGCGCUGCUGAUGACCACGUCUGAUCUGGUGCACGGAGACACACUGGCUAGGUUGAUGGUGCUGUGCAUGCGCAUGGUGGUGGCGUCGGAGGCGCGCGACGCGAGCACGGCGCACGCGGCCGCCGCCACCGCGAGGCAGCUGGUCGCGCUGGUCUUCGAACGAGCAUUGGCUGAGGCUAAUGGUCAACUAAAGGUGAACCCAGCGGACGUGAGGCCACAGAGCAACAGCAAAGCACCCAAAGACCUGAAGCCUUGCGCCGCCGAUGCCUUCCUCAUACUACAGGACAUAAUCCAGCUAGUGAACGGCGACGCGGCGAGCUGGCUGGUGGGCAUGACCGACGUGCCCAAGACAUUCGGCCUGGAGCUACUGGACACGGUGUUAACUGACUUCGCGCCUGUGUUCUUUAAGAUAAACGAAUUCAGAUUCCUUCUGAAGGAGCAUGUGUGUGCGCUGAUUAUAAGACUGUUUUCUCCAAAUGUCAAAUACCGAGCGGCGCUAACAGCGGCGCACAUCCCGGGCGCGCCGCCGUCCCCCCCGCGCCCCCUGUACCCGGUCAGCAUGCGCCUCCUGCGCCUCGUGUCCGUGCUGGUGCACAAGUACCACGCCGCGCUGGUGACGGAGUGUGAGAUAUUCCUGUCGCUGACCAUCAGGUUCCUGGACCCCGACAAGCCGCUGUGGCAGCGAGCCCUGGCCUUAGAAGUGCUGCACAAGAUGACUAUACAACCACAGCUCCUGAAAUCGUUCUGCGAAUGCUACGACAUGAAGCCGCACUCCACCAACAUAUUCCAGGACAUCGUGAAUGCGCUGGGGGCCUAUGUCCAGAGCCUGUUCGUCGCUUCUCAAGUCAAUACGCCCGCCGGAGCCCAGGGUAUCCCUCAACAGCCAGGGUUCUACUGGAAGGGCGUCUGGCUACCGCUCUGCGUCACUUUCGAACCUGGGACCGCGAAAUCUGUGUAUCUAGAGAUGCUGGACCGCACCGAAGCGCCCUCUAUCCAGGACGGCUACGGCAUCUCGGUGGCGUACGCGUGCCUCAUGGAGGUGAUCCGCUCCACGGCCAUCACCGUCGAGGGCGACCAGUACUUCAGACUACAAGAACUGUACGAUGACGGUCAAAAUGAAGAAGAAAAAGAAAUCAACUCAAACAACAAAAUUGAAAAUUCUAACACAGAUAACGGAGUGAAGACAGAGACGGAAACAGUAACGAGUAAUGGUCACAACGGGGAGGAGGACCAGAACUCCAAUAUCACGGAGAAAACAGAAGAAGUCGAGGACAAAGAGAAAGAGAUUUGUUUACAGCUGCUAAAGUCGUCGUGGUGCGGCCUCGUGUGGGGCAUGUCGGUGUUGGCUGAAGCCAGCAUCGGGGAGCUGGAGGCCAUCCUGCGGGCCAUACAGACCCUCGCCAGGGUCAGCGGGAAGGUCGGCCACGCAUCAGGCCGAGACGCGUGCAUAUCAGCCAUCUGCCGUUGCGCCCUACCCGCCCAGUACGGGGUGGCCGCCCUAUCCGCCCUGCCCUGCCCGUGGCGGCGGGACCCGGCGCCGCCCCCAGACCACGAUUAUAGGCAUCAGCUGGUGUGGGUUGGGACGCCGUUGCCUACCCCCGAUUUACCGUCAGGCCAACAGCAGUCCUUCGUGAUGGUGACGUCCCGCCACGUGACGGCCAUGAAGGCUCUGCUCUGCGCCGCCCAGCGUGACGGAGAUGCCCUGCAGCAGGCCUGGCUGCCGCUGCUGACGACGCUGCAGCAUUUGGUGUGGAUCCUCGGCCUCAAGCCCUCAACCGGCGGCAGUAUGAAGGCCAGUCGCUCCAGUCCCGACGCCAACGCCGUCAUGAGCACCAAUGCAGUCAUGGCCGACCUGCCUGGUCAGCAAGUUUCUGUAGCGGAGUCUCUCGGAGUCAUGAGUGCUCUAUCAGCAAUGCUGUCGCGAGUGUUCGAGUCUUCCAAGAACCUGGACGAUGUGGCGCUCCAUCACUUGAUAGACGCGUUGUGUAAGCUCAGCAACGAGGCUAUGGAACUGGCGUAUUCUAAUCGGGAACCAUCUCUUUUCGCCGUGGCAAAACUUCUAGAAACCGGUUUAGCCAACCUUCACAGGAUCGAAGUUAUGUGGAGACCAAUAACUAAUCAUUUACUUGAGGUGUGCCAGCAUCCACACAUCCGCAUGCGCGAGUGGGGCGUGGAGGCCAUCACGUACCUGGUGCAGGCCGCCUUCCAGCAUCACCACGCCAACCCGGCGCUAGUUACCGAGGCCCGCCAACGGCUCCUCCUGGAACCUCUCUCCGAACUAUCCUCAGUCCGGCACUGCGACGUGCGAGCGAGACAGCUGGAGUGCUGCGCGCGUCUCCUUCACUCGCGCGGGGAGCAGCUGGGCGCCGCCUGGCCGCUGCUCAUACACAUCGUGGGCGCCACCAGCCCCAGCCACAGUGAACAGCUGAUCCGGUCUGCCUUCCAAUGCGUGCAGCUGAUAGCUGGGGACCUACUCGGAUGGGCCGGCCCGAGGUGCCUCAAUCAGGUACUGUCGGCGGCAGCAGCCUUCGCUAGUCAAACCAAAGAACUCAACAUCAGUCUCAGUGCCGUUGGCCUUAUGUGGAACAUAUCGGACUAUCUGUACCACAAUCGCAACAAGCUGGCGACGUUGCUGGAGGCGCCGCCCGCCCCCGCCGCGCCGCCCGCCCUCAAGCACCUCGACCACACGUGGAUCUGUCUCUACGUGAGACUCAGCGAGCUAUGCACGGAGCCCCGAGCACCGGUCCGCCGCGCCGCCACACAGACGCUAUUCAGCUGCAUCGGGGCCCACGGGUCCCUACUGAGCCCUAAUGCCUGGACCGCGCUUCUACACGUGUUGUACCCUAUGCUGAGUCAGGUACAAAGGCUAUCGAACGAAGCCAGUGCGGAGAAGGUGGACACCGGAGAGCACAUCCUGAUACAUCACACCAGGAACACAGCGCAGAAACAGUGGGCUGAGACUCAGGUACUGACGUUAUCGGGCGUGUGUCGCGUGUUCCACUCGCGCUUCCCGCUGCUGGCGUCGCUGCAGAACUUCCCGCGGCUGUGGCGCGCGCUGCUGCGGCUCGUGGCGGACGCGGCGCGAACCAGGAGCCACGAGGUGUCGCUAGCAGCUCUAAAAUCCUUCCAAGAAAUCGUCUCCGCAGCCGGCCGAUGGGAGACCGAAGAUACAGAGCUUAGGGCUCAAGUGUGGGCGCUGGCGUGGGAGGCCUACACCGACAUCGCCGCGCCCGCCGCGCAGGAACAAGUGAUAUCGGAAGAAGGCAAGCCGCUAGAAGUGUACACCCCCUCUCUCAGCUUCCUCACCACGCUGGUGCAGAUCUUCCCGCUCAUCUUCCAGCACAUACGGCCCACCUUCACCCCCGAGGACGUGAAGCGCCUAGGCCAAUGCCUCACUCACAUCUGUCUCGUGGAGCCGUCGCCCGCGCCGCUGGACACGCUCGCCCCCGCCCCCGCCCCCGCCCCCCACGCGCUGCACUGCCUGCAAACCGUCAUGAAGGAAGCCCUAGAGCGUCAAGAGCUCCUCCCCGAAGUGUUGUUCGCGCUGACCUCCCUGGCGCGGGCGGGGGGGGGGCUGCGCUGCCUCGCCGCCGCCGCCGCCGCGCACCGCGCCGCGCCUUCACCUCUUACACUGACGCAUUUACUGCAGGCGCUGCACACGACGCUCCUACAGUGCAGCGAGGGCGGGCGGGCGAACCGGCGCCGCGCGGCCGACUCCGCCGCGGAGGGCGCGCAGAUCGCCGGUCUGUUGCUACAGGUGCUAUCGUCAGGUCUUCCACUGGCCAGAGAGAAGCCGGACGAAUACAAGGAAUUCUGGGACAAGCUGCCCGCUGUGUUGGAAAGCUUUAUGUUUCAACCACCUGAAGGCAGCACAAGCAGCAGUCGAGAGCUAGUCCUGCUCAUAAGGUCGGAAGUCCUGUGCGCGUCGCCGCGAGGUGCGCAGGCGCCGCCCCGCGCGCCGCGCGCCGCCGCCGCCGCGAUUUUGAACCUUGUGAGGCGCGGCUCUUCGCACACGCAAGGGGAUAGCCAGACAGAUAAUGAAACAGAACUCCGUGAAAGAGAAGAGUUUGCGCGGACUUGCUUCGAGACUCUGCUGCAGUUCUCAAUGUUGGAAGAUAUCGACCCCUUGACCGACGCUAACGGAGAUGACCCUCUGGCCGUGGCGGCGCUACUAGACAGGUUUCAAGAAGUCAUCGUUAAAUAUAAUCAGGAUGAAAACAGUACCGAAGAAUUACCUAGGCAUCAAUUAUCAGAAAUAUCGUUUGUGCUGAAAGCGCUGGCGACCCUCACUGAAUCCAUGAAGAAAGCGCCCCCGGGGAAGGUGGACGCGGCCGCCUGGAAGAAACUCAUCGACCUCUACCCCCUCCUAGUGCCACUCUCCUCGAGCGGCGCGCGCGCGGCGGGCGGCGCCCUGCGAGCCGCUCUGCUGCAGUACGCGGACCUGCUGCGCCCGCCCGCCUAGCGCCAGGUCUACACCACGUGGCUGUGAACUGUGUGACUCCCGGAAUAUUAUCUGUGGUGGGUCCUGGACUAUUGAUGACAAGUGUGUUGGCUCCUGGACUAUUGAUGACAAGUGUGGUGA
Messenger RNA from Plutella xylostella (diamondback moth), 5103 nucleotides. Lineage: Eukaryota; Metazoa; Arthropoda; Insecta; Lepidoptera; Plutellidae. The record is from RefSeq and is a predicted model, not a curated record.